ACACAGGAAGGAGAUGGAGAAUUUAGUAACGGUAUCAAGGCAAUAACUUCUCCCCUCAGUCAGCAAGACAAAGAAGUGAGGGGAUGUACACAGGCAGUCAGCAUCAAUGCAGAAUGUCCAGGGAAUGGGGGCGGUGUGAGGGCCAGCACAGCUGUGAUGGGCCGAAUGGCUUUCCCUGCUGUGUGCUGUGAUGUCAGCUGCUAGGCUGGAGCGGAGGUUGGGGGUGGAGAGGAAUGGGGAUGCGACUGGUUGUUUUCUCAGAGCGAGGCCAGGGGCUGUGGAGCUGCAGUCGGUCAGAGCAGCAGCAGCAGCAGUGCAGUCGGUGGGAGCAGCAGCAACAGCAACAGCAGUGCAGUCGGUGAGAGCAGCAGCAGCAACAACAGUGCACUAUAGAGCUGCAGCAUCGGCAAGCAGACGGCACCUCCGGACACUGCUCAACCAGGAAGGAAUGGUCCAGGAUGCUGAAGCUGAGGAUCCUGAACACUGUUGCUCCUUCUUACUUCCUUGCCGUCUGCAUCACCACCACCAUCCUCCAGAGCUACGUCUUCAUCCCCGCCAUCUUUGCAGAUGAUGUGCUCCAGCUCUGGUCUCACUCCGGCUUCCACUUCACCUUCUAUCUCUACGUCUCCGUCAACGUUCUGGGCAACUACUUCUUCAUCCUGUGGUACCCGCCAGAGAGCCUGCACUGCAGCACCAGCGCUGCUGAUGGCCACCACAUACUGCAGGUCGGCAGCCAUUUCUGCAAGUUGUGCAGCAAGGUGAUCCUGAAGCGAGAUCACCAUUGCUUCUUCACCGGCAAUUGUAUCGGCAACAGGAACAUGCGCCACUUCCUCAUGUUCGGAUGGUGGACUUCCAUCGUCUGCCUCUACUCUCUGGUGGUGGGAGUAGCUUACCUCAGCACUGAGUACCACCUGUCCUUCGAAAACCCGCUCACCUUCCUCACCCUCCUCCCCCUCUCCUUUGUCCAUUUCUUCUUCAGUCAGAUCCCUUCCUUCCAGCUGUUUCUGGUGCUCAUGCUCUACAUCUGGCUGGGCAUCGGACUCACCUGUGCCGGCUUCUGCUGCCAGCAGAUCCUCCUGGUGGCGCGGGGUCGUACCUGGUACCACCUGAAGAAGGGGCUGCCGCCAGUCCGCUGCACACCGUGGGGAGUCAAUCUCCAAGACGUCUUCGGCAAGCGCUGGCUUCUCGGCUUCUUCUUCCCCGUCCCCACUGUACACGUCGAUCCAAAGGACAAAUAGACCCACAGUCCCGGCAUUCCCCACUUCCCAAACCCUGUCCCGGCAUUCCCCACUUCCCAGAGGCAAUUUCCCGACAUUCUCCCCAUGUCCCAAACCCAUUGUACAGAAUUCCCGGCAUUCCCCACUUCCCAGGUGAAGCUGGGAUUCUCCUGCAAUUAUUUAGCCGUGACCUGGACGUUCACACAGCAGCCAGACCACCAGGUGUAGUGACGGGACUGUGCACGGGAGAGUUCUCUCCCUGGACACGCUGUCCUUGUCCGUGAUCUCCCUCCUGCAUUGUGUCCGCAGUGUUUGGACAUUCGGCCCGUCUAGGUUUGUGGGACCCCAGAGCCUGCACCCUCAGUGCAGGGCCACACGCAGGGGAUUGGUGGUGGGGCUGGCAUGGAGUCAGACCACUUGAGGCUGUUGGUCAGCUGUCCACUCACCCGCUAACUGUAGGCUUAAGGAACAGCCUGUGCUGGCGGGAUCGCACUGUGCCCAGUGGGGUCACACUGUGCCCAGUGGGGUCAACCUAUCCAGUGGGGUCAGUGUCUAGGGUGGGGUCACACUGUAUUCAGUGGGGUCACACUGUGCCCAGUGGGGUCACACUGUAUUCAGUGGGGUCACACUGUAUUCAGUGGGGUCACACUGUAUUCAGUGGGGUCACACUGUAUAGGGUGGGGUCACACUGUAUAGGGUGAGGUCACACUGGGCCCAGUGGGGUCACACUGUGUCCAGUGGGGUCACACGGUGUCCAGUGGGGUCACACUGUAUCCAGUGGGGUCACACGGUGCCCAGUGGGGCCACACUGUGCGGGGCCAGAUUGGCCCAUAUGGAUACAGGUGUCCCGUGGCACUGCUUUCACUGCAGGUGAGG
This is a messenger RNA of Amblyraja radiata (thorny skate), 2093 nucleotides long. It is a transcript of the gene zdhhc22, whose product is annotated as zDHHC palmitoyltransferase 22. Lineage: Eukaryota; Metazoa; Chordata; Chondrichthyes; Rajiformes; Rajidae. Bases 459 to 1238 code for a protein of 259 amino acids. Gene Ontology annotation, molecular function: palmitoyltransferase activity. The record is from RefSeq and is a predicted model, not a curated record. The transcript has 3 exons.